AUGGACUUGGAAGUCAGAGAGCCAAUAGAUUUCAGUUCUGGAGAUCAUCAGCAUCUAGUUCGGAAAGCAGCAGAUAGUAACAUCCACACCAAGGCUGGGCAGCCUUAUGCAACUUCACCUUCUGAAGCACCAAAAACUCAUGGGAAUCCACAUCCUAAGACUAGAGAGCAAAUGGAUAUCUACGUGAUACAAAUUUCAGAUGAGACUACCCCAGAUGACAGCAAUAAUCUAGCCAAUCCAUUCUCAGAUUCAUGGAUCCGCAGAGCCUUCAUUAUAAAAGUAUUCCUGAUCCUGUCAGCUCAGUUGGUGGUCACUGGGGCAAUUGUCAGCGUAUUUCUUUUCUGGAAGGGUUUAAAAGCUUGGGUGCUUGUGAAUGCCUGGUUCACCUAUGCAAUCUUGCCAGCAUUUUUUGUCGUACUCAUCGUCCUUGCUUGCUGUGGGAAACUCCGCCGUCAGGUGCCUGCGAAUUACAUUCUCCUGGGAUUAUUUACAGUUCUUCAAGGUCUGCUGCUCGGAGCCGUAUCAGUUUUCUAUAAUGCCGAGGAAGUGCUGUGGGCAACAGCAACAACUGCUCUGGUGACCUUGUCGCUCACUUUAUUUGCUCUUCAGACAAAAUGGGAUUUCACCAUGCUGAAUGGAAUGCUGUUUGUUUUACUCUUCGUACUUAUUAUCUAUGGAAUUCUCUUACUCUUCAUACGAUCAUAUUGGUUGCAUCUGUUGUAUGCUGGACUUGGAACUAUAGUCUUCUCACUUUACUUGGUGAUGGAUGUGCAGCUCAUGGUGGGAGGGCGCCACCAUCACUCUGACCUGGACCCUGAAGAGUAUGUUUUUGCUGCUCUGAACAUCUACUUGGAUAUAAUCAACCUUUUCCUUUUUAUUUUGCAACUGGUUGGACUGGGACGGUAGUCAUAUGACCAAGACUAGUUCAUGUCGAAAAGA
Messenger RNA from Nyctereutes procyonoides (raccoon dog), 939 nucleotides. RefSeq names its product protein lifeguard 1-like. The record is from RefSeq and is a predicted model, not a curated record. Bases 1 to 906 code for a protein of 301 amino acids. Lineage: Eukaryota; Metazoa; Chordata; Mammalia; Carnivora; Canidae. Gene Ontology annotation, cellular component: membrane. The transcript has 9 exons.